Magallana angulata is the source of this 2089-nucleotide messenger RNA. Its product is annotated as melanin-concentrating hormone receptor 2-like. Gene Ontology annotation, molecular function: G protein-coupled receptor activity. Gene Ontology annotation, cellular component: plasma membrane. Gene Ontology annotation, biological process: G protein-coupled receptor signaling pathway. The record is from RefSeq and is a predicted model, not a curated record. The coding region runs from base 135 to 1286 and encodes 383 amino acids. The transcript is spliced from 2 exons. Lineage: Eukaryota; Metazoa; Mollusca; Bivalvia; Ostreida; Ostreidae.
UAUCAAUAUCCUAUCCGGAUUUACUAAACUCUAGAGCAAGGGUUUUUUUUACUACCAAAAUCCCAGUCCCGCCUUUAUAAAAUUUGAAAAGUGAAGGUAUUUUCCCCCGGAACCUAAAGAACAGAAGAGAUUUCAUGGAGAAUUUGACUUCAACAGCCCCGGAUGUGACCACCGUGUACAUUACAUCAGCGGACCAAGAUGCCACUGGUUUUUCUUUCAAAUCCAAAACUCUACAGGAUUUAUCAGACCUUCAAUCGACAUCCACAUCUCAGAAUCCAACCGGCGUCUAUCAGCAAACCACAAUCCCCGUCGACGUCGCUCUAUGCUCAGUGCACGAGUUCCUAACCUGUUGGCUCAUACCUGUCUCUUCCAUCUUAAGUCUGAUAUCCAUAUUCGGCAAUGUCGCCACAAUCACCAACAUACUGCGCAGGCGCAUGUACAAAAACGGAACUUACUUAUGCAUUUUGCUGGUGGCAAUGGGUGACCUUUUGGCGACUAUCAUAGUUUAUGUCUUUAUGUUUAUUCUAUUUCCCAUGAUGUUCGAGCUUUAUCUUAACAUUCCCCUUUGCGUUUUGUUUUUCUGGGUUGGGUACACUUAUCACUUCUGGGCUGGGAGUAACCUUGUUCUGCUUGCCUUUGAGAGGUAUUCUCUGAUCACAAACCCAUUUAGAUAUCAAACAUUUCAUAGAAAGCAUCGAGCGGUCAAGAUAUCGCUGCUUAAUUUGUUCAUUUUGUCCGUCUUGUGCAUUGCAUAUGCCGUCGUUUUAUCGUUUAUCGAAUCUUGUCCCGAAUUCUUCCUGAUAAUGUAUUACUUCGCAUUUAUCGGCGUUCCGUUUUUCUUUAUAAUUACAGGAAUGCUGCUGUUUUUACAUUGUUAUAAACUGAUCAAGAUAAAAAACAUGCCCAACCUUUCCCUUCAAACCUCAAACAAGAAAGGAUUCUCUGAGAUGACCACAAAAAUCUACCUCAUUUGCCUUUCGUUCGUGUUCAGUCGGAUCCCGUUUGUAAUUAAUGACUUCAUGGUAUUAUUUAUACAGUUCGGGCUCCUUGGUCCCUCUGAAAUGUGGACGCACCUUCUGUAUCAGAUAGGGACGGUCUUCAUUCUGGCAAACUACGCCAUUAAUCCCUUCAUAUACUUUCUCUCGUUCAAAAGAAUGAAGUCUCUUUGUAAGGUAAAGCGUAAGGAAAUCACGUCAUCGACAAUGAGUGUCUACAAUGUCAGUAAACAAAAUACAUGUACUGUUAACCAACAAAAUGCAAGUUAUAACAAAUUACCGAAUGUGUAAAAGACUUAUGCUGGAUAAUAAAUAAACGAUAUGAUAAACCACUUCUUUAGUUACAUGUUACUCGUCAAAACACACACGGUGGUUAGAACUGUGAGACAUGUAGUUAAUUUUUCACCAUCCAGAAAACUUGUCAAACUUGCUGCUUCACUAGUUAGUUAACACACGACAUAUUAACUAUUAACUGUAUAAAGCCAGCCAGUACACAACUAAGCCGUUUUAACUAUAGCCGCCGCUAUGUGGCUAACUAUUCAGCAGAGUUAAUUAACAAACCGCUAACAAGUUAGUAGCGGUGACACACACAACCCAUUAUUAUAAUCAAAGUACUGAUAGUACUGUUAGACAGUGGCGCCGUUUGAAAGCGGCAUAUUACAUGUAUGAUAAUUAUUGUUCUCGAAAAUCCAAAGCCAGUAUCCCAUACAUGUACUAAUACUUAACGCUUACUCGCACAACUGGUCGUGAGUUUCCUACAUGGAUAAUUUUGUGGAAAUUGUAGUUGUGAUCAUAAUCCACACUUUACAAAUGUUGUCUCUCUUUAUCGUCAUCUUUUGGGGGAAACCCAUAGAUUUAUCACAGUAGCCUUUGUAGUAUAGAAGUUUGUAUCUAUAUGUUUGUAUCUUUUACAGUUGACAUUAAAACUCUGUUUUCGGUAAUACAUGUACUACAUGUUUGUAUUUUGAUUGCCCCAGAAUGACUCAUUAAAUAUGUGGGUUGCCACCACAUAUUGAAAGAAUAAAUCAAAUCCAAAGCGAUUUCAUCACAGUACGCCCAAAUUUUUGAUUGUAUAAAGAAGGGGAUUUUUGGAG